AUGCAAUGUCAAAACCUCGUUCCCACAAGUAGGCCGGAUUCGCUACAACAACCAAAGAAGACGGAUAUUCUAGACAGUUUAUCAAAACGACUGUCGGAACAAGAGGACAUCCAGAAUCGGCACCAAGAACGCCACAGAAAUCCGGGUGCUAAACAUGGCUCGGGGGUUACCACAACUUCCAAUUAA
This is a messenger RNA of Opisthorchis viverrini, 186 nucleotides long. RefSeq lists its product as hypothetical. The transcript has a single exon. Bases 1 to 186 code for a protein of 61 amino acids. The record is from RefSeq and is a predicted model, not a curated record. NCBI's taxonomy places the organism in Eukaryota, Metazoa, Platyhelminthes, Trematoda, Opisthorchiida, Opisthorchiidae.